Molecule: messenger RNA, 411 nt
Organism: Lachancea mirantina
Lineage: Eukaryota; Fungi; Ascomycota; Saccharomycetes; Saccharomycetales; Saccharomycetaceae
Source: the annotation of a GenBank genome assembly
AUGACUUCCAGUGCAAACUCAUCAUUGUCGGUGUCAUCGUCCGAACGACAAGGAACGGAACAAAGGGGCGGCCAUGAAGAAAGAACUAGUCCUCCUGUGCGAACAUUGCCCAAGCAAGGCAUACAAAUCGAAGCGAAACCUAAUUUAGACCAACAGGACAAACUGUGGAGUGAAAUAGACGUUUUGGACGAUUUGAAACGUAUGGCAAGGGAAGAAGACCCUUAUGAGGGGUUUCCACCGGGAUUUGAAGCUCAGCUGAAGAAAUUACGAAGCGCGCAUAUUGCAUUAUUACAAACGAUGAAGAAACGUAGAGAUCAUAAGAAAGAAGCUGAAGACGUUCCUGACAGUAACGACGAGGAGCGCAAGUUGGUUGACGACGUGAUGCAUUGUUUGAAUGGGCUGAGAGAUUGA